Messenger RNA from Zygosaccharomyces rouxii, 696 nucleotides. RefSeq lists its product as uncharacterized. NCBI's taxonomy places the organism in Eukaryota, Fungi, Ascomycota, Saccharomycetes, Saccharomycetales, Saccharomycetaceae. The record is from RefSeq and is a predicted model, not a curated record. The coding region runs from base 1 to 696 and encodes 231 amino acids. The transcript has a single exon.
AUGAACUUCAAUCGCAUUCUCACUAUUUUAAUUCUAUUAAAGUUUUUCUCGAAUAUGGCGGAAUGUAACCCACUACCGAUUGAUUUUAAGAAACUGCAAAAAUGUGUAACUAAUGAUACUCCACAAGAACCCAAUCAAAAUAUAUUUUCCCUAGAUAUCGAGCGUAAAUUAUGCUCUAUGGAUUUAAGCGAUCCAAAUGACCCUCAGCUGAAAAUACAAUUACCCCAGGCUCUACAAAAAUUGACUGAAGUAGACAAACUAAUUUUACAAGCAACAGAAAAAUACCAUAAUCAGACACAAAUACUGUAUGCACUCGAAGUGCUGUUAAAAAUGAAGACCAAGCAAAUGGAAGCAGAUGCACUAACUUUGCAAAAUACAACAAGACACCUGGGACAAAUACUUAAAGCGCUCAAAUUAAUGGUCUCUACGAGUUGGGAUGAUACACAAACAAACUUUGAAGUGGCAGCGGUGGGGAAGAAUUCCCCAACAGUGGAUACUACUAGUGGUGGUAAUUCUCAUCCCGGGUUGAAAAGAGUCCUUUCCACCGGUGGAUUCGUGUUUUUGAUAUUUUCCACAGCUUCCGACGUAUGCAUUGUGACCGGCGGAACUUUUUGUAUUGCAGUCUAUUUGGCAGGGGCUGGCGGGAUAGUCAUCUGGCUAAACUCCAUCUAUAGAACGGCAUUAAAUAUUAACUAA